Messenger RNA from Parnassius mnemosyne (clouded apollo), 312 nucleotides. The record is from the annotation of a GenBank genome assembly. NCBI's taxonomy places the organism in Eukaryota, Metazoa, Arthropoda, Insecta, Lepidoptera, Papilionidae.
AUGUUGGAAAAGAAUGAAAGAUGCAAUAUUAACUUGACAGCCGCUGCUGAAACUUUAAGAGUGCAGUCGCUAAAGGACUCCAUGUACCGCGAGUUUAGCUGUUUCGUGAGCAAUGAACAUUUGACAACUCUGUGGUUCACAAUAACGGAGAAGCUGGCGUUUAACGUGAUUUUUGUAAAACUGAGACUACUGGCAACUGAGUUCGAUGAUAUCGUGGAGGAAUACUCUGCUUAUGACGGCAAUAUCGAAGAUGCCUUCAUGAAAUUUUUGCAAGAGAGCCGUAACACGAUCAAACCGAAGGAGACUUGGUAG